AUGUUCCUCAACGAAGUGGAGGAGAUUCUCGACGUCAUCGAGCCGACCGAGUUUGUCAAGAUCGAAGUUCCUCUCUUCCAGCAAUUGCAGCGCUGCAUCAACAGCCAACACUUCCAAGUCGCCGAGCGAGCACUGUACUUCUGGAACAACGAGUACAUUGUCAAUCUGAUUGGAGACAAUGUGCAAGUCAUACUACCAAUCGUCUUCGCCAGCCUCUAUCAGAACUCCAAAAGCCACUGGAAUCGGACAAUCCAUGGGUUGGUCUACAACGCUCUCAAGCUGUUCAUGGAGAUCAAUCCAGCACUGUUUGACAUGUGCACAAAUGACUUUAAACAUCAGAGACAAGCGUAA
Messenger RNA from Ceraceosorus bombacis, 351 nucleotides. The record is from the annotation of a GenBank genome assembly. Lineage: Eukaryota; Fungi; Basidiomycota; Exobasidiomycetes; Ceraceosorales; Ceraceosoraceae.